This is a messenger RNA of Sphaeramia orbicularis (orbiculate cardinalfish), 9253 nucleotides long. RefSeq lists its product as uncharacterized. The transcript is spliced from 16 exons. The coding region runs from base 279 to 8966 and encodes 2895 amino acids. Gene Ontology annotation, molecular function: ATP hydrolysis activity; DNA helicase activity. Gene Ontology annotation, biological process: DNA repair; telomere maintenance. The record is from RefSeq and is a predicted model, not a curated record. NCBI's taxonomy places the organism in Eukaryota, Metazoa, Chordata, Actinopteri, Kurtiformes, Apogonidae.
UUCUAUUACCAUGGUAGCAUUAAAUACAGUGUAAUAUUCAUUCAGUGAUUUUAGCUAACUGAGUGUUAUUUGUCUUUCCAUUGUUGCCUCGAUGAUUGGUCAAAGCCUUCGCCUUCGGACAGCCUUUGGAUAGCCUUCUGACAGCCUUUGGACAGCGUUUGGACACCUCACGACACCUCACCUCAAUUUAACACACUUCAUCUCAUCUUACACACUACACACAUUUUUCUACAAAAAUCAUCUCUCUCUCUCUCCCUCUCUUUUGUGUUUAUUCCAGGAUGACUCGCAAAGGGAGAAGGUCUGAGGCCCAGAAGCGGCGCUGGAGGAAGCCUGAUGCGUCCGAGAUGCCCACCCCACUUCCGCCCAUGGACGCACCCUCCUGCUCCCGCUCUCCACGGAACAAAACGGUUGGAUCCACCCUGCUGGCCGGACCGUUCUGGAGGGUGGAUGAAGUGCGUGCUAGCUUUCAUGCACGCCGCGGUACUGGUUACCGCCACAGGGUCCUUCAAUGGCCAACUUCACCCUUCACUGGGUGUGGCCACAAGUUGGUCAUUCCACCUGAGGUCCCUGGCAAGAAGUUUGUUCUGAUUGUCGGGGACUCCCAUCUACGUGCUCUUGUAGAUGGUUUUAUCGGGAUGCCAGAGUCUCAGCUAAGCUUUGGCUUCCUGUCGAUCCCGGGCGCGUCUGCUUCGGAGAUCCGCACCGAGGUUCUGCAUGCUGCAGUUCCUCGUGCUCCUGACGCCGUCGCCGUCAUGGCCCCCAGUAACAACCUCACCAGCACCACUGUCGAUGUGGCCGGAGUGGACUUUGCCAACCUUCUCGCUACUUGUGGCAACCGCUGGUCGAAGGUUUUUGCCGUUGAUUUUCCGCCCCGCCUGGUUGUUGAUGCCCAACACCAGGACCUGCUGAGGCAGGAAUAUCGACGUGUGGCUGCUCGUAUGGGUGUGAAGUACUUCAGUGCUGUGGAGAACUUCCCCCUGAGCAAUUUGGUGCUGUGGAGCAAGGACGGUGUCCAUCUGAGUGAUCGAGAGGGGAUGGGGAUCCUCGUCCAGUUGCUCUGGUCUGCUGCCAUUGAGCAACUGGAGACACCACCUCCUACACCCCGGGUCUCUCCCAGGCCGUCACCUCCAGUUAGGAAAGUCACUCCUAAACUGGUUGUGAGGGAGAGUUUCCGUGCUCCACCCAGCCCUGAACCCCGUGAGUGGAGGACCAUCGGUCAGGGCGGCAAGACGAGCCAUCCUCGGGAACCUCCCCAGUCCAGAGGUUCAGCCCAGCCCAGGAUGGCUCACCAGCAGGAGGAGGAGAGCUUUCUUCCACUGAACCCCAUCUAUUUCAGUGGCACAGCCCUAAGUGCCAUGGAGAAAGUCUCUCCUUCUCACCUGUCUUGCCUGGCGGACUUUAAGCCUUCUCCAAAACCAAAGAAGGUGGCGUCGUCUACUGUUAAAUGUCGGUCCCGCCAGCGUGACAGAACCCCUCCCUGCCCCCGUUCUCCAGUGAACGAGAUGGCUGGAACGCCUCCAUCCUCGCGUUCCUGGAGAUUGGAGGACGACGCCCCUUUAGACCCUGCUUCCUCAGCUCAGGCGGUGGCUGCUCCGGCAGCGGUAAGACGGCCCAGGACCCUGGACGGGCACCCCCCCCGCUUCCCAACUGCAGUGUACAAUCUGGUUGACUCACCCCCAGCCAGAUUGUCCUGCAGUUUGGGUGAGACAGACACCCCCGUCUGUUCUCCAAUUGCAAAGACUGCCAAGGUUCUGACCCCCUUGCCAGAUGGACCGGCCUGGACCAUCACGGGUGCAGAGUGCGAUCCUCCUUCGCCUGAGAAGGAUAAAACCAGGAGCAAGACUCAGCGUGUGGAGUCAAUCCAGGCCAGUCACUGUCAGGAUGACGAUAAGUAUGACGUAUUCUCGCGUAACCAUCAGUGCAGCUGUAACGCACUGACAUUUUUGGCAUUCCACGCUGAGGGCUGUCAUUUAACCAGGACUGUACUCGAUAGAGUCCUGGAACUGGGAGACUCGUUGUAUACUAAAACCAAAUGGAAGCUGAUUCAUGAGAAGACCUUCCAGAGCAAUCACCUCACAGUCGAGGAGAUGCCAGGUGAAGUCUUCACAGACAGAUGUUCAUACAAUGUCAGUAAGAGUGACAUCUUUUGUGGCUGUGUGAAAGCAUCCAGCCCUGGAGGACUGCAGUUGGGGUUGCCGCUUGUCACCCAGCUGGAGUGUCUGACAGCAGAGGUCAGCCAUGCUUUAAUCCUCGUCGCUCCGGAGGUUAUUGCCGUUUUCCGCGACAAGUCCGGGAGGUAUGGAGUGUUCGAUUCCCACUCUAGAGACCAAAGAGGCUUACCGUCUUAUCAUGGCAAAGCGAUUGUCAUGACUUUCAGGGAACUCGGUGACCUGGCUGACCACCUCCACACACUCUUUAGAGAUCGUGGAGACUCUGCUACUUACGAGUUUGUCCCUGUUUCCUUUCACACUGACAGCCCCAGUGACCAUCCUCAUCAGUCUGCGGGAACUGAAGUCCUUGAUGACAUGUGUGAAACUGCUCUCCCUGUAUUGCAGACACACAGUGGGACAGCUGUAUCAGGUAAGAUUGAGGACGACCUCAGAAGUUCAUCAGCUGUCCCACAAGCAUCAGUAAAGCUCUCCAAAAUGAGCAAGGACCGGAGGAAAAAAGCCAUGAGGAGAGCACGUUGGCAACAGGCGCCAGCAGUAGACAAAGCGGUGUCUCAUGGACUCAGAUGGACCAAAAAAAGUCAAAAAGAAAGGAUGAGGUAUGCCAGCUGUGCCGAAUUUCGUCAGAAGAAAAUUCAGGCACAGAAAAUUCACUUUGUGGAAGACGGCCAUCGUGAACAACGGCUGUCAUCAUUUCGAAGUUAUUACGCAAAAUUUAAAAUGCAAAUAAGAGAACGGUGUGUAAAGCGAUAUCAUACAGAUCUUGCAUUUCAGGGCAGGAAAAAAAAGUACCUUGUCCAGAGGUACCAUUGUGAUCCUUCUUUUCGGACCCAACAAAAAAAGUACCUUGUCCAGAGGUACCGUUGCGAUCCUUCUUUUCGGGCCCAACAAAAAAAGUACCUUGUCCAGAGGUACCGUUGCGAUCCUUCUUUUCGGACCCAACGACAAAAGUACCUUGUCCAGAGGUACCGUUGCGAUCCUUCUUUGCGGACCCAACGACAAAAGUACCUUGUCCAGAGGUACCGUUGUGAUCCUUCUUUUCGGACCCAACAAAAAAGGUACCUUGUCCAGAGGUACAAGACGGAUCCUGAGUUUAGGCUACAUCACAUCCAACGCUGUAGCCAACUCAGAAGACGCAAGUUGGCCACCGACGCUGGCUUUCAACUGCGUAUGAAAUGGCAGAGAGCACUGAGCAUCAAGAGGAAAUACCGACAUCUCGGAACCCCUCACCAGCCAGUGCUCAAUUCUCAGAUGUCGGCAGCAAUAGCAGCAUUUCGUGCCACCGUCAGUCACGGACCCACAUAUGUCUGCACAGUCUGCCACAGGACAAUGUUUCCGAAUCAAGUCAAGCGAUGUAAGAGAGAGAAAUACUCCGCCAAUGUUAAAGUGGCAGAAGCAUGCUUGACCGGAAGCUAUGUUCACAUUUGUGACGCCGAGUGUUCCCUUCCUUGCUCUUUUCCGCCAGAGAGACUGCAGGAGUGGAUCUGCCACAAUUGUGACAGCCACCUCAGCAGAGGGAGGAUCUCGACGCAUGCAGUAGCAAACAAUUUGGAGUUGGCACCCAUUCCCGCGGAGUUGACCAAACUCAAUGUGCUGGAAAGACAGCUCAUUGCGAAAAUCCUUCCGUUUGCGAAAAUAAUCGCCUUGCCGAAAGGCCAACAGAGAGCUGUCCACGGAGCUGUCGUGUGCGUUCCGUCAGAAGUGGAAAACAUCGUCAAUAGUCUUCCACGUCCCCAGAGUGAAGCACAGCUACUGCAGGUGAAGUUGAAGCGUCACAUUCGUUUCAAAGGCUACCAGCACUUUUACACUGUCAGCAUGAAGAAUGUGCUGGCAGCCCUGGAAAAACUCAGAGAGCAACACUCUGAGUACGCAGACGUGACCAUCAAUGAGGAGGCCACGUUCGAAACCUUUCUCCAUGAGCCGGACGAGGACCGAGACUUGCAGCAUGACCGCGCAGAUGCUGCACAGUGGGGAGAGGACAGCAUGCUUGAUGAGGAGCUGCUGCAAGCGUCAGACGCACAACGGAGUCGGCAGCCUGACCGAGGUGACCGACAAGGGGAGGAGCCGAGACCCGGUGUUGCUCCGGACACCGAUGCGCCGUCGCCAGACAUUGUGCAGAAAAUCCUGUCAGAGGAUAUCGUGGGGGAAACUGUCUUCGACGACCAAGACUCGCAGCAUGACGGCUCAGAUGCUGCAGAGUGGGGAGAGGACAUACUCGAUGAGGUGCUGUUACAAGUGUCUGACAGCUACACUGACCUAGACCAGGGCAAUUUAGCUGCAGACACAAUCGCGGAACAGCAGGAGGAGCUAAGACCCGGUCUUGCUCUGGACACCUGCAUGCAGCCACCGGAUAUAUCACAAGAAAUUCUUUCUUAUGGCGACGGCAUAUUCAGUGUUGCCCCCGCCCAAGGCAACAAACCAGUGGGAUUCUUUGCGAUCCCCAAACUGGAAGCAAUGGCAUUUCCCAUCCAGUUUCCUACAGGGGAGAACACGCUGGAUGAAGACAGGCCCGUCAAACUGUCUCCCAGCAGGUACUUCAAUGCCAGGCUCUUUGGGGCAGAUAUGCGCUUUGCCGAAGACCAGAGCUAUCUUUUCUUUGCGCAGUUUGUGACUGAGACGCACAUCGCGAGAGGCAGCAUGUCCAUUCAGAUGCGUAAAGGAAAGAAGCUCACUAAAGAUGGGAGUGUCAUCAAAAACUCCAUGCUCCAGGACAAAGAGGAGGUGGAGAGAUUAAUUCAGGCAAAAGAGGCCACACGGUUCAUGCAGCCUCUCAGAGGCACGCCUGCGUAUUGGCACAAAAGCCUGAAAGAUCUACACGCGAUGCUCAGGCAAAUGGGCAAACCCACGUUCUUUUUGACCUUCUCGGCGGCUGAGAUGAGAUGGCCUGAAGUCAUUCAGGUCAUCAAAGCUCAGCAAGGUCAGACACUUGGAGACUUUUCAGAGCUGGACUGGAAAGCCAAGUGUGACAUUCUGCGCAGCAACCCCGUCACGGUGAUGCGCAUGUUUGAAAAGCGGGUGGACUCUCUGAUGUCGGAACUAAUCCUCUCAACGGCACAGCCGAUAGGCGAGGUAGAGGAUUUCUUUUAUCGUGUGGAGUUUCAGGCCAGAGGAAGCCCACACAUACACAUGCUGGUCUGGGUUAAAAAUGCACCCGUCUACGGUGAGGACAUCGAUGAGAAGGUGUGCAAGUUCAUCGACCGUUACAUUUCCUGUCAGAUGCCUGACCCUGAGACGGACCCGGAGCUCCACAAAAUUGUCUCAGAGGUUCAGGUGCACAGCAGGAACCACUCCUCAUCCUGCAGGAAGGGAAAUGUGUCGUGUCGCUUUGGCUUCCCCAAGUUGCCGAUGGACGUCACAUGGAUCACCGAGCCGUGCGCUGUGGAUUUGCCAAGCGACGGCAUGGAAGAAGGUCAAGAUCAGGAAGGGCAGAGAAAGGUAUGGAAAGCGAUGAUCCAAAGGCAGCAAAAGGAGGCCAAGGAUAAGCUUCAGGUAAUCAGGCGUGUCCUCAUGGAUCCGAACGCCUCGUUCGAAAGCUUGUCAGAUCUCCUCCGCCAUUGCGACUUGGAGCACGAGGCAUACAUGAAACUUGCCCAAAACCUGACAAGCGGUAGUGUAAUCCAGCUGAAGCGACAUCCAAAGGAUUGUUGGGUCAACGCGUACAACCCAGACCUGCUCCGCGCUUGGAACGCCAACAUGGACAUCCAGUACGUCCUCGAUGAGUACUGUUGUGCCAUGUACAUGAUGUCCUACAUCAGCAAGCCGGAGCACGAGAUGACAGAGCUCCUGAAUAAUGUCAUCAUGACCACCAGAGAGUCCGACAUUAACCAGCGCGAUGAGAUGAAGACCAUCAUGCAGGCGUACGCGAAGCACAGGGAGGUUAGUGCCCAAGAGGCGGUGGCUCGCACGUGCAGUCUACCGCUGAAAAAGUGCUCGCGGUCAGUCAUCUUUCUUUCCACUGAUGAAGAGGGCCUGAAGAUGAGUCUUCCCAUGAAUCGACUCAUGGAUUUGGCACCAGAGUCUGAGGAGGUCUGGAUGUUGGGGGUGCCUGACAAGUACCUCUACAGACCGCAGACUCGUGAAUUUGAAGUCAUGUGUCUGGCCGAGUUUGCGUCGGACUACAGGGUAGUCUACGGCCAGCAAGCACAGCGUGAAAGUGCCAUACCCCUUCUUGAUGACAAAGGCUUCAUCACAAAGAGGACGAUGGGAAAACCAGCAGUCAUCCGAUUCGCCCGCUUCUCUGAAACCAAGGUGCCAGAGAAGCACUUCAGACGACUGCUGAAGCUGUACCUCCCUCACAGAUCCGACUACGAACUGAAGGACGAGGGUCACCCCACGUACGAACAGUUCUACAAACGUGGUCGGUGGCGGGGAAACGCCGUCAGACGUAUCGUGGACCAUAACAUGGAGCGAUACGAAGGAAAAGGCGCAAAUAUGGACAAGGCACUCCAGAGCGCUCAGAGUGGUGCUGUCCUCAACGCGUGGAACGCCUUCGCGCCUGAGGUUGAGGUGGACCGGGACGAGUGUCUUAAUCUGCGAGAAAUCAUCCCAGAGGAGCAUGAAGAAGACGCUGUCCCCGACUACGAAGUCCUGGAUGUUGGGGAACCGGUUCCCAGAAUCGAGGCGCCUCGGCUGAGUCCGGACUUUGUCCGCAAGAUGUUUCAGAGUCUGAAUGAGACCCAGGCGUGCAUCUUCUACAGCGUUCGGCAAUGGUGCCUUCGACGCGUGUGGGGCCACGAUCCAGAACCGUUUCACUACUUUGUCUCGGGUGGAGCUGGUUGUGGCAAGUCCCACGUUAUCAAGUGCAUUCAUGAGGAGGCAACAAGGAUUCUUCGAGAGCUCCCGAGAUUCCGUGACAUGGCCGACAUGUCCCAGCCCGCUGUGCUGCUGACCGCGUUCACAGGCACGGCAGCUUUCAACAUCGCUGGAAAAACGUUGCACUCAGUCCUCAAGCUCCCGAGGUCCCUGGAGCCGCCGUACCAGGGCCUGGGCAAUGCACUUGAUGAAGUCAGAGCGACCUUAUCUUCCGUCGAAAUUCUGGUCAUCGACGAGAUCUCCAUGGUUUCCAAGAAGCUGUUUGCCUACGUCAACUGGCGAUUUCAGCAGAUCAAGGGAAACCGGAAACCAUUCGGUGGCAUUUCUGUCCUCGCCGUUGGCGACUUUUACCAGCUUCCACCGCUGGGUAGAGCCAAGCCGCUCUGCGUUUACGAGGAGACGGAGUUUGAUCUCUGGAGAGAUCACUUCAGCAUGGUCAACCUGACGGAGAUCAUGCGCCAGAAGGACGACCGAGCUUUCGCUGAACUCCUCAACCGACUGCGAGUCAAGCGCAAGCAAGAGACUCUGAGUGACCAUGACAGACGGUUGCUCAUGCAGGCAGUCACCGAUGGCAAGGAUUGUCCAGCAGAAACGCUGCACAUCUUUGCCACUAACAAACAGGUGGACAGUCACAAUGCGGCGACCGUAGCCGCUGUGCUCGAAGAUGAUGUCGACAUUGUAGCAGAAGACUACAGGAAAGACGUCACGACGGGCACGAAGGUGCCUGUGCACAAGGUCAAGGGCACCAAAAGAGAUUUGCCUGACAGCAUACUGGCUGCUCAAGGAGCACGCGUUAUGCUGAUCAGGAAUCUCAACGUGGAGGAUGGUCUCGUCAACGGAACCUUCGGAACCAUCUCCAAUAUUGUGACUGAGAGACAUGAACCAAGAACUGUUAGGCUUCUUGGUCUGCAGCUGGACAACCCCACGGCAGGACAGACUCUUCGGAAGAAGCUUCUUGGCCCCUCGGACAACUUGGCAUACAUCGAGAGAUCCGAGGAGAGCAUUGGGAACAAGGGCGGAGUUGUGAGACGUCAGUUCCCCAUCAAGCUGGCCUUUGCGUGUACGGCUCACAAAGUUCAGGGAAUGACAGUGACGUCGGCUGUCGUGAGCCUGAAACGUGUCUUUCAACCGGGAAUGGCGUACGUGGCACUCAGCCGCGCCACAUCGCUUCAAGGUCUCACGGUCAUGGACUUUGACGAGAAGAAGAUCUACGCCGACCCGGCAAUCACAGCCGCUCUGGAACAGAUGCGCAGUGUGAGUUUCCAGAGCACCACUCCGCUGCUGCAUCACAUGAAGUCGACUGAGCGAACGGAGACCACUGUGACAAUCGUCCACCACAACACACAGGGGCUUCCAUCUCACAUGGUGGACCUGAGGGUGCAUCACGAACUCAGGUUGGCAGAUGUGUUGUGUCUCACCGAGACGCAUCUGCCAGGGUCCCCUGUAUCGGAGUCCUUCUUUCUGGAGGGACACAACAUUUUUGAACGCAGUAGACGGGCGUCUUACACCGCAUGUCCGGACAUGGCGGCAAAAGCCGGUGGUGGAGUUGCUGUGUACUGCAAGAGCACUCUGACGGCAGAGUCUCCGAGGUGCACGCAACAUGUCACAGACCUCGAAUGUCUCGUUACUAAAAUUGACGCACCAGUCAAAGUGCUAAUAGCCACUGUGUAUAGACCCCCAGAUUUCGGUUUGCAAAAGUUUUUGCCAAACCUCAACACCCUCUUGGACACAUUAGAACUCAUGGAUCACCAGCCCAUCAUUGUUUGUGGUGAUUUCAAUGAAGACCUCCUUUCCAAAGGCAAAAAAAGCAUCAGAGAUGCACUCCUGUCCAGAGGCUACACACAAUUGAUCACAGAGUCUACUACAGACAAGAACACCCUGAUUGAUCACAUUUACAUUUCCCAACCUGCUAAAUGUGUUCAGUCAGGUGUUCUCCAAACAUAUUAUAGCUAUCACAGUCCCAUCUAUUGCAUUUUGACUGGCUAAAACUCUCUUUUUUUCAACCGCGUUUAUCAAUGCCAUCACGUUUAUUGACCGUUUUAAAAUAUCUAAGGAGACUCAGCAUUUUGCGCUCGUCACACGGUUCCAGUGUCAUGUCAUGUGUUUUCAUGUGACAUGUUUCUCGCGUCGUCUUGUGGCACAUUUCGUGUCACACGAUUCCAGUGUCAUGUCACGUGUUUUCAUGUGACAUGUUUCCCGCGUCGUCUUGUGGCACAUUUCCUGUCACACGGUUCCAGUGUCAUGUCGUGUGUUUUCAUGUGACAUGCUUCCCG